Molecule: messenger RNA, 807 nt
Organism: Lasiodiplodia theobromae
Lineage: Eukaryota; Fungi; Ascomycota; Dothideomycetes; Botryosphaeriales; Botryosphaeriaceae
Product: Zn-dependent hydrolase
Exons: 1
Coding region: 1-807 (268 amino acids)
Source: RefSeq, a predicted model, not a curated record
AUGGCUUCAUCAUCGACAAAGACCAGCCUCUCCAUCACCCAUAUCGGCACCGCAACCGCCGUUCUUGAGUUCGACGGAGUCAACCUGCUCACCGAUCCCUUCUUCUCUCCGGCGGGCAGCUCCUUUGAUCUCCAAAUCGUCACCCUCCUCGUUGAACACGAUCCCGCCUUGAACCUCGACCAGCUCCCGCCCAUCGACGGCGUGCUCCUGAGCCACGAAGACCACGUCGACAACCUCGACGACCUCGGCCGCACCCUCCUCAACGGCCGCCACGUCCUCACCACCAUGGACGGCGCGCAGAAGCUCGCGCCGCGGCCGGGCGUCCGCGGCCUGCAGCCGUGGGAGCGCAUCACGCUGUCCAUGGGCGGCAAGCAGUUCCACGUCACCGCCACGCCGUGCCAGCACCUGCCCGGCGGCGAGUCGACCGGCUUCCUCGUGCAGCACCCGGACGGCAGCGUCGACGCCGCGUCCGGCCUGCCCAACGCCAUCUGGUUCGCCGGCGACACUGUCUACUUCCCCGAGCUGCGUGAGAUCCGCAACAAGUUUCACGUUACUGCCGCCGUGCUUAACCUCGGCUCCGCACACGUCGAUCUGCCCGACGUGGGACGCACGCAGAUUACCAUGGAUGGGAAGCAGGGCGCUCAGGCUGUGCGCGAGCUGGGUGCAGACUUUCUCGUGCCGAUGCAUUAUGACUCCUGGCACCACUUUACCCAGCAUGGCGACGAGUUGCGCAAGGCCUUUGAGGAGGAGGGGGUGCUGGAUAAGGUUUGCUGGCUCGUUCCCGGAAAGCCCGUCAAGAUUUUCUGA